AUGCAUGCCGACAGGUGGCGACAACCGACAGGGUUUAACAUGCAUAUCGCCCAUAACAAUGGCAAUAACGGACGAAACAGACAGGGAAGACGAAACAAUGCAAGGAUACCUGAGCAAAUCCAGGAAUCUGAUGACGAAGAAGAGGUAGGACCCCCCCCCCCCCCCCCCCCCCCCCCCCCUCCAAGUGCCGAACCUGUACCUGGAAUCCACCCAGAGAUGGAUAUUUGUAAUGAAAUGGAAGUAUUAAGGCAACUCGUUUAUAAUGAUCAGGCCGGUAUCAGAAGACCAGCCCGACCUACAUACCAAAAGCCUUAUCCUACUUACAUUGACGAAUUACCUUUCCCAAGAGUCUUCAAAGUCCCAAGUUUUAGCCUGUUUAAUAGAGAAGACUUAUACGCAUCAGCGUUGGAGCACAUAGGGCGCCAGGCUUUCACUUGGUAUUCCAACCUCAGUCCGAAUUCCAUCUCAGGAUGGGCUGAGAAGGAAAGAGCUUUCAUGGAGUAG
Messenger RNA from Prunus armeniaca (apricot), 504 nucleotides. The record is from the annotation of a GenBank genome assembly. Lineage: Eukaryota; Viridiplantae; Streptophyta; Magnoliopsida; Rosales; Rosaceae.